Molecule: messenger RNA, 949 nt
Organism: Diprion similis
Lineage: Eukaryota; Metazoa; Arthropoda; Insecta; Hymenoptera; Diprionidae
Product: cysteine dioxygenase type 1
Exons: 5
Coding region: 178-924 (248 amino acids)
Biological process (GO): L-cysteine catabolic process
Molecular function (GO): ferrous iron binding; cysteine dioxygenase activity
Source: RefSeq, a predicted model, not a curated record
UUGAGCUAAUGUGACUUGAAGCUUCUGGUGUGUCAGUUGUCGAUGCGUUUGACAGUGUAGCCAGACCGAUUUUGCACGCAGAGUGAAGCCCCGUGUUAAGUGCAAAGUGAAUCUGACUGCGACUAGCACCUAGGAAAAUAUCAUUAUUCGAUAUUACUUUUCACUCAAAUUGUGAAAAUGCAAGCGGUGCAGGACCCUUUGAGAAUCGGUGUUGCCGCUGUGGAGAUCAACAAUAAUCAGCAACUGCAGACCGGCAAAGCCAGGGUGAAUCAGGAAUUGCACUUUCCAAUGAUAACAAAAUUACCGAAACCUCAAGUUCUUACUCUUCAAGAGCUCAUCGGUGAGCUGCAUCAAGCCUUCGCCACCGAUCUGGUGGACAUCGAUCAUGUCCAGGAACUGAUGGCUUCGUACAAAAGCAACCCUGCGGACUGGCGGAAAUAUGCUAAAUUCGACAGACACAGGUAUACAAGAAACUUGGUUGACGCAGGAAAUGGAAAAUUCAACCUCAUCGUCCUUUGUUGGGGCGAAGGACAUGGAUCCGCCAUUCACGACCACGCGGAUGCUCAUUGUGUGAUGAAAGUCCUUCAGGGCGAACUAGCCGAGGUAAGAUACGCCUGGCCGUACGAAAAGCAACUCGAUUGUAAUACCAAAGAACCAGCAGCUAUUUGCGAGAUAGAAAGAAACACAUUUGGCCCAAAUUCUAUCUGUUACAUUAACGACUCCCUUGGAUUGCAUCGUGUCGAAAAUCCCAGUACCGUAAAUCCUGCGGUUUCCCUCCACUUAUACUCACCACCGUUUACCACGUGUUCAGUGUUCAACAAGCAAACAGGACAGCGAACACCCUGCAAAGUAACCUUCUGGUCGAAAUUCGGAGAACGUCGCAACCGGGCAAUUCAAGAAGAGAGGGAUCCCGAGGAUAACUGAAAACAGUGCACUUUCCGUCAAAAAG